This is a messenger RNA of Phycomyces blakesleeanus NRRL 1555(-), 351 nucleotides long. RefSeq lists its product as hypothetical. The record is from RefSeq and is a predicted model, not a curated record. NCBI's taxonomy places the organism in Eukaryota, Fungi, Mucoromycota, Mucoromycetes, Mucorales, Phycomycetaceae. The coding region runs from base 1 to 351 and encodes 116 amino acids. The transcript is spliced from 3 exons.
AUGAGUCAUCUUCCAGGAGUAUUGUUCUUCUGGAAAGAUCCCGAAAGACCAAUUAAUAUGAUACUUCUCCAGUCAGAUCAGUCCAAGAGUUUUGGUAAAGAAGAGCAUUUAUGCUAUUGGAGAUUAAAAAAGUUGCCAGGUUUGCCAGGUUUUUUAAGAAAGCCUGACAAUUUUUUUCUUACUGUCAGAGUUGACAUUGGUAACCAAAAUCGGAAUUUACAAGCAACCAGGGUAUUGAUUCUGCAACUUAGUUACAAGUGCCAGAAAAGAAAUACCGGAUCGAGACUUGACAUUAUCGUCAUUCAGAUUGGCUUACAAGAAUUUGGGCACAACAUGAGCAAUAUCACUUAA